Molecule: messenger RNA, 1932 nt
Organism: Verticillium nonalfalfae
Lineage: Eukaryota; Fungi; Ascomycota; Sordariomycetes; Glomerellales; Plectosphaerellaceae
Exons: 1
Coding region: 1-1932 (643 amino acids)
Source: RefSeq, a predicted model, not a curated record
AUGGACGAUUCCUAUGGCAUUGACAUGGAAGACUUUACGGCUUCCGAGCAGUUGAACUUUGAAAUGUUCACCGAGCUCGACCCGACGCCCAGCUUUACCCAGGCCUCUGAAAGCCACAACCACUUCUAUCAUGGCUCUGGCACCUCCCACGAUGACACAUGCAUUGAUCCCAAUGCCAGCUUCAUGUUCUCCUCUCGCUUGGACAAUGAUGCGCUCAUCUCCCAGCCGUCUGCUCCCCCUCCUCGGUCAGCCCCCUCAGCAGCAGCAGCAACAGCAGCCGCAGCAGCAGCCGCGUCUCGCCCUCGCCCUCGCCAGUCUUCCAUGCCCACGGAGACCAACUCGAACGCCAACAACGACUUUGACUUCCAUGGCUUCCAGUGGACCAAUGCAGCGGCUGCGAGCUUCAACACUCUGUCUGACCCCAACUACGACCUCCUCCCCAAUGCGACGGACGAGGCUGCUGCCUCGCCCAAGGACGCGUGUGCUGCCGAGUGCACCAAGCCCGACUGUGAAGAUAUCUGCGAGGACCCGGACUGCGAAGUCGACUCCGAGGCCUGCGCUGACGACUGCGCUGUCGACUGCGCUGUCGACUGCGAAAGCGCCUGCGACGACGAAGAAUGCCGAAAGGCCGAGUGUCCUGACCAGUGCGACGAGGAAGCCUGCAACCCCGUCACGCGUUGCACAGAGGAUCACUGUUCAGACAAAGAAGAAGCUGCACCUGAUGAUGCGUCUGCUGCUGCUGCCAAAAUCCUCGAAGAUUUGCAAAAUCCUCCCGUCGUCCGGCAACAGCGCCGUCAGCCGCAGCAUCCACAAUAUAUGCAACUGCAACAGCAACACCGGCAACAGCAACACCUGCAACUGCAACAGAUGCAACAGCAACAGAUGCGACAACAGAUGCAACAGCAGUUGCAACCACAACAGCAGGAACAGUACCUUUACACACAUGGCAUGAAUUUUGCCUCCCAGCAGACGCUUCAGUCCCCAGCUCUCCAAUCCUCGCAAAUUCCUUCUUCUCGCCCAGAAGAUGGGAUGACCUUUUCCCAGAUGGACUUGAGUUCCGUCUCUUUCGAGCAGGCCGCGCCACAGGUCGACAUGAUGGGCAGGUUUAUCGAUACUAUGCCUCUGAACCCGACCAUUGAUCCUUUCUUCGAGCAUAUAUACCAGUGUCACGACCCAAAUCAACCCCAGUGCGUCGAGCCAUGCGUGCUCAGCACCUUUCCCACGCAGUACGCACAAUGCCCGUUUCCCCAAUGGCCCCAAGACCAUCUGAAUCAGAAUGCGUUCUAUCAAGGAGACCACAGCCCGACCACGCAGAAUACCAAAUGCAACACCAAGUUCCGAACGGCUUCGCAGCUGGUCGCACACUUCAACGAACAACAUCGGCCAGCCCUGGCUGCCACAAACCACACGUUCGCUAUCCCACAAUACAACAUGCAUCACCCGAGCCCGGCUCCCGUGACCCAGACAAUCAAGGGCUUGACUUUUCGUCGGGGAACAGGCCACCUCAACGGCUCCCCUACAUUGAUGCAGCGACCGCUGUCUGCCAUGACAGCCUCGUCCACCCUGACAGGUGAUAGCGCCCAAAUCAGCACUCCAGUGACACCUGCAUCCGAAAGCUUCAGUCGCGCGGGCAACCAGUGUCGCUGGUUUACUCAUGGUCAGGUCUGCGGAUUGACAUUCAGGGAUGAAGCAGACCUUCAUCAGCAUGUCCGCGAUCAUCACACCGCACCCUUGAACAAGGAGUUCGGUGGAUUUCCCUGCCACUGGGAAAAUUGCAUCCGCGUAACGAAGUGCAACGCCGGCCACUUUAGUCAAAAGUCCAAGCUUGACCGCCAUCUACAGGUCCACACCGGCUGUAAGCACAACUCUGCCGUCCGCAUCAUGACCACCGUGACCACAUGGAUUAACUUGUUAUAUAGACAAACCUGUUAA